This is a messenger RNA of Notodromas monacha, 6096 nucleotides long. The record is from the annotation of a GenBank genome assembly. NCBI's taxonomy places the organism in Eukaryota, Metazoa, Arthropoda, Ostracoda, Podocopida, Cyprididae.
AGAAUUGUGUUUUCUCAAGGUUGUAGAAAGCAUUUUGAGCAUGAGUUUCAUACCUGAGAGUGUUAUUCCAUCGUGUUCCCAUGACUGGGUCAUGCUUGUGGUUGGUUUACUCACUGGAGCCUUCGGAAUUGCCAUCGGUGUUUUUUUCAACCGCUUCAACCUGUUCUACUUGUGGACGCACAAGACGACGAAUCGUUGGAUUUCGUCGAGCUGCGAGAAUCAUCUCAAAUUUCUUCAUCAGGCUAAUCCGGAUGAUAAACGACAUGGAGGGCUGUUGGUUGGCGAAGUGCUCAAAGCGCACGGAGUGGAAAACAUUUUCACCUUGUGUGGUGGACACAUUUCUCCUAUGUUGGUUGGCUGUGAAAAGCAGAAAAUUAGAGUUAUCGACGUUCGCAAUGAGGCAACUGCCGUAUUUGCCGCUGAUUCAAUUGCCCGGCUUUCGGGCAAUAUUGGAGUUGCAGCUGUGACUGCUGGACCUGGUGUUACGAAUGCUGUAACUGCGCUGAAAAACGCUCAAAUGGCGGAGUCUUCUGUUCUUCUCUUAGGUGGAGCUGCUAGCACACUUUUGAAAGGCAGAGGAGCGUUGCAAGAUGUCGAUCAAUUGUCGAUGCUUAAGCCGGUCUGCAAGAUGACGUUUUCGAUUCAAACUGUCCGGGAUAUUGUACCAGUUUUGAAGCGCGCAAUUCACACGGCCCGUUCUGGAAGUCCAGGUCCAGUUUUCGUGGAAUUCCCCAUAGACGUGUUGUAUCCGUUUAAGCUUGUUCAAAAGGAAAUCUUGCAAAGCGGAGGGAAAUCCAAGUCUUUCCAACAAACUAUCGUGAACUGGUUCCUGGAUAACUAUUUGAACAAUAUUUUCGCCGGGGCGUUCGAUUGCACCGAUUUCAGCCCGUUGCCGGUGGAUGUGCCUUGUGCCUCUUUGGACGAAAUCCACAAAUGUGUGAAGAUCGUGACUCAGUCAAAGAAACCUGUGUUCGUGAUCGGAAGCCAGGCUAUGUCCGGGGUUUCGGCGGGCAAAAGGGCAGAAAAUUUGCGGAACCUGGUUCAGGAUAUGGGGAUCCCGUGUUAUUUGGGUGGCAUGGCCAGGGGUUUGCUUGGACGGAAGAAUCCUUUACUUUUGCGUCACGCGCGACGUGAUGCGUUGAAAGAGGCGGAUUGCAUCAUCCUGGCGGGUGCUGUCUGUGAUUUUCGUUUGAGUUAUGGACGAGUGCUGAAUAAGAAGGCGAAAAUAAUUUCAGUUAACCGUGAUGCCAAGACUGCCGCAAAGAAUUCCGACAUGUUUUGGAAACCAACUGUGGCAAUUGCUAGCGAUGUUGCAACAUUUUUGCAAGAAUUGGCGGCUCCUCUGGUCGGACAUCGUGUAGAUCCUGAAUGGGUGAACGCUCUCCGUACUCGUGACGAUGCUAAGGAUAAAUCCAAUGCUGAGAUGGCUGUGAAGCCAGCGGAUGCUUAUCUAAAUCCGAUGAAAAUUUUGACUGAAUUGGAAAAUGUCCUUCCAGAGGAUGCUGUGCUUGUUGCUGAUGGAGGGGAUUUUGUUGGGACUGCUGCUUACAUUCUAAGAGCUCGAGGUCCCUUGAGAUGGCUUGAUCCUGGAGCAUUUGGAACAUUGGGAGUUGGAGCUGGAUUUGCGAUCGGAGCCAAAUUGACGUAUCCUGAUUCUCAAGUUUGGAUCAUUUAUGGAGAUGGAUCAUGUGGCUACAGUGUGAUGGAAUAUGACACGUAUGUUCGCCACAAACUGCCUGUGGCUUCGAUUGUUGGAAAUGAUGCGGGAUGGACUCAAAUCGCUCGAGAACAAGUGCCGAUGCUAGGGUCUGACGUUGCGACAUGUUUGGUGCACAACGAUUAUCACCUGAUUGCUGAAGCGCUUGGUGCCGUGGGUGUAAAAAUCAGCGAAGAAACGGAAGUGAAAUCCCGUCUGACGUCGGCAUUUGAAGCUGUGGAAGCCGGGAAGAGCUUAUUGAUCAAUGCGCUCAUUGGGAAAUCUAAUUUUAGGGAGGGUAGUAUAUCGGUAUAAAUACGACAACAUUAUCGUGCUCCAGGUUGAGCUUCAUUGUUGGUAGUUUCGUGGAUGCCCACCGGUUAUCUCUUGGGGAACCUUUGCGGUAUUAAUAUGGGAAAUAAGCGCGGGAAGGUUUCUGAGAGAAAUGGGAACUGUUGGUCAAUCUAGUUUUAAUGAUUGAUUUGACGUGUCCACUUGUUUGCCGUUGACUGAAAGGUCUGCUGUGAAAUCGUUCGGAAUGUGAUCAAUCUUGCUUAAACUCUGAAAUCGACUCUUAACAUUUGAAAAUCCGUUUCACAGCACGUGUUUCGAAUUUUGUGCUGCUCAUUUCUUGCCGAAUGUAACGUAACAUUCCUAGUGUGGUGUUUGUGACAAUGCGAGGGCAUAUAGGAUUGUUGAGGAUUGGGCGCCCUUGCUCAGUAUUUCGUUGAGAAGGCAGCUAGAUUGUGUUUUUCAUGAAUUUUUUUCAAUUUCUCAGAGAAAACUAGUGCUGGAGAAGAAUUAAAUUAUAUUUUUUUUUGGAGUAGUCGGGUUGUUCUCCGCGUUAUUUGCCGAACAUGCCUUCGAAUGAGGAAGCAUCCGGGGAUACAAAUGCCGAAUCUUCUCAAGCAAGCGACGCGCCUGUGAAGUCAGCCAAGCAGCUAGAGAAAGAUGCCAAAAAACUAGAAAAACUCGAGAAGCUUCGACAAAAGCAAGAUAAGCUGAAAGAACAGCAGCAGAAGAAGUUGGAAAAAGCAGGAGACGAGGAAACGAAACCAAAGAAAUCGAAAGAAUCAAAGCCAAGGGAAGUGAUCGAAUACGAUGCUAGUAAAACGGCGCCUGAUGGUAAAAAGGACGUGUCUGGAAAUCUUCCGAAUGAAUACAGCCCUGGGUAUGUGGAGGCUCAGUGGUAUGCGUGGUGGAAGAAGAAAGGAUUUUUCAAACCGGAGUAUUCGCAUCCCUCGAAGGACCUAACGAGUCCAAACCCGAAAGGUCGAUUUGUGAUGGUCAUUCCUCCGCCGAACGUCACCGGUUCACUUCAUAUUGGGCACGCCUUGACUAAUGCCGUUGAGGAUACCAUAACAAGAUGGCACCGAAUGAAGGGUCGCACGACGCUUUGGGUUCCAGGUUGUGACCAUGCUGGUAUCGCCACUCAAGUCGUGGUGGAAAAGAAAUUGGCGAAAGAAAGAGGAAUAUCUCGACACGAUCUCGGAAGAGAAAAUUUCAUCGCGGAAAUUUGGAAAUGGAGAGAAGAGAAGGGAAUUCGAAUUUACGAUCAGUUGGAAAAGCUUGGAUCCAGCUUUGAUUGGGACCGUGCCUGCUACACGAUGGACCCGAAAAUGUGCAAAGCCGUGUGCGAGGCUUUUGUCAGAAUGCACAGGGAUGGCACAAUCUACCGGUCAACUCGACUCGUGAACUGGUCUUGCACGUUGAAAUCAGCUAUAUCUGAUAUUGAAGUUGACAAACGGGAGUUGACUGGAAGAACACUGCUUGCAAUUCCUGGCUAUAAAGACAAAGUUGAGUUUGGAGUUCUCACGGAAUUCAGCUAUCCAGUGGAAGGCUCGGAAUCGGGAGAAGAGAUUAUUGUUGCCACGACUCGAUUGGAAACGAUGCUUGGGGAUACUGCUGUUGCCGUGCACCCCGAAGAUGCGCGUUACAAGCACCUACACGGAAAAUAUGUCAAACACCCGAUUGUUCCCGACAGAAAAAUGCCCAUCAUCGUCGAUGAUUUCGUGGACAUGGCCUUUGGCACAGGAGCGGUGAAAAUUACUCCAGCCCACGACCACAACGAUUACGAGGUCGGUGUACGACAUAAGCUGCCGUUCGUGACUGUCAUCGACGACUCCGGAAACAUCGUGAACGAACCUUGGCUCGGGGAAUUCGCCGGUCAGCCGCGAUUUGACGUUCGUAAGCGACUUGCGGUCGUCUUGACCGAGAAGGACCUUUUCAAGGGUUCAAGAGAAAAUCCGAUGGUCGUUCCCAUUUGCUCACGUUCGAAAGACGUAGUCGAGCCUUUGAUCAAACCACAGUGGUGUGUAUUUUCGUGACUAUAUACGAUUGCAGUGCAUAUUUCUGAAUACAAGAUUGAAAAUAUCCUUCCGUUACCUUUUCCAUCCAUUUUGCGAAAGCCUUGCCAACCGCAUUGUUGAGAUUUUUAUAAAUGGACUGACGAAAUAAUUUCAUCAGGUACGUGAGAUCGAAGGAAAUGGCUGAAAAAGCGACGGAAGCCGUCCGUUCUGGGGAAUUGAAGAUAAUUCCUGAUAUACACGUGAAGACUUGGAACUCAUGGAUGUCGAAUAUUCGAGAUUGGUGCAUUUCUCGACAGUUGUGGUGGGGUCACCGAAUCCCCGCUUACUUCGUCACUGUUGAUGUUCCUGAUGUACCCAAGGGACAUGAAGCGGAUGAUGCUUAUUGGGUGAGUGGAAGGACAGAGGAGGAAGCGAGGCAGUAUGCUGCUGCCAGGUUUGGUGUGAAAACCGAUCAUAUAAUUCUGAAGCAAGAUGAAGACGUGCUGGACACGUGGUUUUCUUCUGGUCUGUUUCCGUUCUCAGUGAUGGGAUGGCCUGACAAGACGGUUGAUAUGGAUGCCUUUUUCCCCGGAGAUCUCUUGGAAACCGGCUAUGACAUUCUGUUCUUCUGGGUCGCUAGAAUGGUUUUUCUCUCUCAGAAAUUACUCGGACGAUUACCAUUCAAAGAAGUUUUUCUUCACUCAAUCGUUAGGGAUGCUCAUGGAAGGAAGAUGAGCAAGUCAUUGGGGAACGUGAUUGAUCCGAUCGAUGUGAUUCACGGGAUCACGCUAGAGGACUUGCUGAAGCAACUGCAAGAAGGGAAUAUCGAUCCCGUAGAGGUUGAAAGGGCCACUGCUAGUAUGCAAGCGGAUUACCCGAACGGAAUCCCAGAAUGCGGUGCCGAUGCUCUUCGGUUUGCUCUCUGUGCUUAUCUCAUGUCGGCAAGAGACAUCAAUCUCGAUGUACUCCGUGUGCAAGGAUACCGAUUUUUCUGCAACAAACUCUGGAACGCCACAAAGUUUGCCAUGAUGCAUUUAAAGGGAUUCGAACCAAAUUUUGCGAUGAACGAUGCCAUUGUGCCAGUGAAUGCUGGUCCGAUGGACAAGUGGAUCUUGAGUCGUUUAUGCUACGCUGUGGAAACAUGUGAAAACGGAUUUGUCAACUACGAUUUCCCUUCUGUCACCACUGCAAUUUACAACUUCUGGUUGUACGAAUUUUGUGACGUUUAUUUAGAAGUCACGAAGCCGAUCUUUGGAAACCAGGCUGAUUCGCCUGAACGACUGGCUUGUCAGGAAACGUUUUACAUUUGCCUCGACACAGCCCUGCGAUUAUUGGCUCCGGUGAUGCCGUUUAUAUCAGAAGAACUUUGGCAGCGCUUGCCAAAGGUUGGAGACAAAUCGCCUCCUUCGAUCUGCGUUGCAUCUUAUCCUGAAACUACCCAGUUUUCAUGGAGAGAUUUAAACCUCGAGAAGCAAGUGGAGGUUAUGCAGACGGUUGUCAAAGCAGUGCGAUCAGAACGUGCGGAGAAGAAUUUGCUCAACAAAAUGAAAGUAGAUAUUCAUUUAUGCUGUGAGACUGAAGCGAUUCCCGUGAUGGAAGGAUUGAAAUCUGCUCUCGGAACAUUGGCGUAUGCAGAUAACGUCAUCCUGGUUUCUUCUGCACCAACUGCCAAGUUGUAUCCUGUUCCGGUUUCGGAUAAAUAUCAGGCCUUCCUUGAUUUGAAGGAUAAAAUUAACAUUCCUGAUGAAAUGAAAAAGUUGGACGGGAAAAUUGCGAAGAAGCACACUGAAAUUCAGAAGCUGGAGAAACUUGCUUCAGAUCCUGAUUACGAGACCAAAGUUCCUGAAGAAGUGCGAAUUCAAAACGCGGAGAAGCUGGCUAAAGGCAACGGGGAGUUGGAGAAGAUGGUUGACUCUCUGAGCAAGCUGAAGAUUAUGAAUGAUCCUUGAUGUUCAAGAAUCUGAUUUAAGGCUUUCCAACGUAAAAAAAAAAAAAAUUAAAUAAAAAACUAAAUACGCUGGAGGAUUUCCCGAUGUGGAGCGCUGCUUGAUGCCCUGUGACGGGUUGAUUUGUGCGAAUACUUGAGCAAAUGCACGAAGCUUGCGAGCGGAA